CAGCAACAAUAAACUAAAGGUUAAAUCAACACUUAAACUGUUCCAUUAGUUUAACAUAGUCCAAAAAUGCAGGCUUAUCAUGCAUGCACCAAUGAACCAUUCAGGUUGUUUACAUUUCCGCCAACCAUUCAAACAAGAAUGUUUUCUCAGGAGCUGCUGUUUCUUUCUCUCCGUAUAUCUUCUAAUCAUAGUUUCCACCGUAGGUUUGGGUGGAUUGCUUGUCGUAUUCGUUUUGAAGCCUCAAAAGCCGGUGUUUUCAAUCCAAACCGUAAGAUUAGAUGCGUACCAGUUGAACGUUUAUUCCAACACAACCCUGUUUGUCUCGGCUGUUGCAUCCAUGGUUCUAAAUGCUAGCAAUCCUAACAAAAUUGGCCUCAGAUACAGCCCUUCAAGGCUUCAACUCUACUCAGAAGGACUUCCGAUGGCGGUUAUCCGAGUUCCCGGGUUCUUUCAACCCGCUCAUAGUAACAAUGUCAGUUUGACGACAAGGGUUUUGAUUCCUUGUGUGAAUGUUACCCAAAUUCUGGGCGGGGCUUGGUUGCAAGACCAGCAGGGGCACAACAUUGUUCCAAUGAAACUAUCAGGUGACAUUAGAGUGAACCUCCAUUUUACACACAUAACCCUGCCAAAGAUCAAGGUGGCCUUGGAUUGUGACAUAAGUUUCGAGUAUAAGGAAUUGGCCUUCUUAAACGAAGCUUAUAUCAAGAAACCACCUAAAGAUCUACUUGUAAGUGUUGCUUCAGAUAUAAAAUUAUUUACGCAGUUUCCCUUGAUUAACCAUCAAGCUCUCUUGGAUGCUAUUUUGUUUAAAAAAAUUCUCGACUUUGCAGGCAUCUUUUUCAAAUGAUUCCAACUCCUUUCUCAAGAGAUGUGCUUUGGCUAUCUACGUAUAAAAGAAAUCGGCAGUUUCCUUGAUAAGGAAGUUUCUUUUUUUUCCCCUGAAUGUAUAGAAGCUUUAGAUAAUGAGGCUGUGUAUAAUAUUAUAUUAAGCCAAGAAAGAUGUUGGGCAGAAUGAAAGAAUAAAAAGUUGUGUGGAAA
Gossypium arboreum is the source of this 1038-nucleotide messenger RNA. RefSeq lists its product as uncharacterized. Lineage: Eukaryota; Viridiplantae; Streptophyta; Magnoliopsida; Malvales; Malvaceae. Gene Ontology annotation, cellular component: plasma membrane. Bases 80 to 847 code for a protein of 255 amino acids. The record is from RefSeq and is a predicted model, not a curated record. The transcript has 2 exons.